AACUCCACAGUUGCUGGUUUUAGGUUUAGUUUAGCCGACAUCAUGGUGUCAGAGAGGGACGUUCUUGGGGCUGCUGCGGUUUUCCUUUUCGCCCUCAUUUCACAGAGUGAGGGUAUCGUUGGCGGCAGAGAGGCAGCGCCUCACUCCCGGCCCUACAUGGCCUCCAUCCAGGUGCCGGAGGGAGAGAACAUGAAACACGAGUGUGGAGGGUUUGUGAUUGCAGAUCAGUGGGUGAUGACUGCAGUACACUGUCUGCCAGCAGGGGCGAAUGGAAGGAAAGUGGUGCUGGGUGUCCAUUCUCUGAGUCAAGAUGAAGAGACAAAGCAGACAUUUGAUAUUUUGGAACUUUACAAUCACCCUGACUUCAGAAUGUCAAAUUACGAUAAUGACAUCACUUUAAUUAAGUUGGAUCGCCCAUUCAACGCCUCUAAAGCCGUUAAAGCAGUGGACUUUCUGCGAGCGGGAGGCACAAGCCCCAGCACGCAUGCAGAGGUGGAGACGGCCGGGUGGGGGUCCCUCGAUAACCUGGGGUCCAGACCAGACAAGCUCAAAGAGGUGGUCAUCGAGGUGGGCAGCUCGGCUCGGUGCAGACGCAGCGACUACUUUGGCGGAAAGUUCACCAGCAACAUGAUAUGUGCACAUCGACUAUGCCCACACCCCUGUGAGCAACCGCAUAAGACAGAAGACAGCUGUGAUGGUGACUCUGGGGGUCCUCUGCUCUACAAUGGCAUCGCGGUGGGCAUCACGUCCAAUGGAGGAAAGAAGUGUGGCCAAGUGAAAAAGCCUGGCAUUUACACCAUCAUCUCCCACUACACUGAGUGGAUCGACAGCAUCAUGGCCCUGCAGCCCGAUGCAAUGCCAGACCAGAGCACCUAAAUGGCGGCGGCCAUGUUUCCACCGCAAUCAGCGUGAGAAAAAGCAUGGCUUCCCCAGUACGGGAAACAUACUGCAACCACCUGUACAAACAGAUUAGCCAUCACUUUAUAAAGGAAUCAAUUAAAUAGUUUUAUCAUAUUCAGAUGUCUUGAGUUGUUACAAUGACAUGCAGUACAAUAAAAAAGAACCUAUACACACACAGCUAUCAAAUAAAUGUUUUAUUGCAAAUAACAUAAAUUCGUGAUGAAGAGUGUAAUCAUGCUAAUUACAUUUGCUAACUGCUAACAAGCUGUCACUUGGUCUCACUCACAAGAUUCAGCUCAACAGCAACCGCAUCUUUUGAAUUUGCAUGAACAUGUUUUUAUUCACAAAUGUAUUUUUGGAUUGCAGUGUUCAUAAUAUUGUUCUUAAACCUAUUCUGUUUGAUUGCGUAAUAAAGACACAAAGGUAACCCAAUAGGUGUGCAGGUAUAAACAUCGUAGCAUAUACACAAGUAAGAGUUGCACAAUAACUGAUUUAAUAAAAAAACGUUCAGACAGAC
This is a messenger RNA of Cyclopterus lumpus (lumpfish), 1417 nucleotides long. It is a transcript of the gene cfd, whose product is annotated as complement factor D (adipsin). Gene Ontology annotation, biological process: proteolysis. The transcript has 5 exons. NCBI's taxonomy places the organism in Eukaryota, Metazoa, Chordata, Actinopteri, Perciformes, Cyclopteridae. Gene Ontology annotation, molecular function: serine-type endopeptidase activity. The coding region runs from base 43 to 876 and encodes 277 amino acids. The record is from RefSeq and is a predicted model, not a curated record.